This is a messenger RNA of Helianthus annuus (common sunflower), 1245 nucleotides long. RefSeq lists its product as uncharacterized. The coding region runs from base 1 to 1245 and encodes 414 amino acids. The record is from RefSeq and is a predicted model, not a curated record. The transcript is spliced from 2 exons. NCBI's taxonomy places the organism in Eukaryota, Viridiplantae, Streptophyta, Magnoliopsida, Asterales, Asteraceae.
AUGGAUUCCAGAACCAGAAAGCUGUCUUGGGGGUUGGUUGUUGUAGCGGUGGCCUUUGUCAUCAGUACAGGUGAAGCUCAAGACUCCACCUCAGUGGUUCUGGCUAUCAUUGCUUUCGGUGAUUCUGCGGUCGAUGUCGGUAACAACGACUACCUUCCCACCAUUUUUAAAGCUAAUUAUCCACCCUAUGGUCGUGACUUUGUUAACAAUCAACCCACCGAAAGAUUCUGCAAUGGCAAACUAGCCACUGAUAUCACUGCGAUUGUCGAUGGCCUUUUCCAAGGUUUUCAGCUCCCCAAUGGUGGGCCGCUUCUCUCCAAUCUUUGUUAUGCAGACGACGUCCUUUUUAUAGGUAGAUGGUCGGAUCAGAAUGUGGUGACUCUCACCCGUUUGCUGAGGUGGUUAAGGUUGGUUACGGGGCUGAAAAUUAAUAAUAGGAAAUGUAAACUUUUCGGAAUCGGUGUUCAGGACGAGGAUGUGGCUCAAAUGGCGGCCAAAUUGAAUUGUGAGGCAGGGGUGCUGCCUUUUAUGUAUUUGGGAGUUCAGAUUGGGGCUAACAUGAAGAGAGCAAAAUUUUGGGAUCCAGUGGUGAAUAGGGUGGGUGCGAGGUUAUCAAAAUGGAAAGCGAGACAUUUGUCUUUUGCGGGUAGAGUAACUUUAGCUAAGUCGGUCUUAGGGAGUAUUCCGGCGUACUACCUGUCUUUGUUUUUGGCUCCUAAGUGUAUAAUUAAGAAGAUUGAUAGAAUCAGAAGGGAUUUCAUUUGGGGUAUAACAGACACAAGAAAAAAAUUUAGAUGGGUCAGAUGGGACUCUAUGUUGCGUUCGAAGAAGUCCGGUGGUCUGGGGGUUGGGAGAAUCAGAGAUUUCAACCUUGCUAUGUUGACUAAAUGGUGGUGGAGAUUCAAAGUGAAUCCGAAUCAUCUCUGGGCUCAUGUGAUUGGCUCGAUUCACAAAUACAACACUGCGAACCAACUUAUUCCGGUGUCCAAAUCGAUCCCCGGGGGUUGGAAGGAUAUCGGUUGCAUGGACCCGGAACUCCAUAAGAUGGGCAUUGAUAUCAAGCCGAAUUUGGUUGAGAGCAAUGGAUUUUGGAAAUGGCGGUCUAGUUCGGAUGUCGCGUUCUCGGUCAAACAGGUGCGGAGCGACUUGGAAGACACGCUGGGGGCUGAUUUGUGUUGUAUUCCAGGUUUCGAAUGGAUCAUUUGGGCUCCACCCAAAGCCAACUACCUACUCUGGAGUUCGUGA